Pectinophora gossypiella (pink bollworm) is the source of this 7173-nucleotide messenger RNA. RefSeq lists its product as uncharacterized. Gene Ontology annotation, molecular function: guanyl-nucleotide exchange factor activity; protein binding. Bases 294 to 5885 code for a protein of 1863 amino acids. Gene Ontology annotation, biological process: activation of GTPase activity. The record is from RefSeq and is a predicted model, not a curated record. Lineage: Eukaryota; Metazoa; Arthropoda; Insecta; Lepidoptera; Gelechiidae. The transcript has 20 exons.
CGCGGGCGCACUCGCGCGCAACGGUCAAUACCAAACUUUUUAAAUUUCAAAUAUCGAAAAUAGUGCUGUGACAUAUCUGGAUUGUGUGUGUGUGUGUGAUCUUCUUCUCUUUAUUUCUCCGAUAAAGGGAUAGAUGUUCUUUUCGGAUCUGUGUUCAAUCUCUUUAGCUUUCUGCGGUACCUAUACUUAUGCUGUAUUCGCUCGAUAUGUCGACAUAAAGAUUGUGCUGUCGACUCCCUCAAGCGUUCUCACAGCAGAUGGAGUAGGAAAGCGUUCAGAGAUUACCAACACAAAUGCUUAUCAACACCCUGAUGGAAGGCGACACGAUAAGCACGAGCAACCUCCUGUCUUCCAUCAAGAGACUCAACGGCGACGGCAGGGAACACGGAACAAUCAAGGCUUUACUCAAAAACUUCAUCCUACCUGAAGACAACAUGGCUAUCAAACAAAACCAAAGCGAAAAAUACGUCUACACUAUCCCCGUCAAACCACCCGUCACUGAAAGGUCAAAGUCGAUCAACGAAGCUAAACAGGCCUUCCUGAACUCUACUGUUAAUCCAAUCCCAACCUUACCACGUACUUACUUAAAGAAAGAACCGACAUUGCACUACGCACAGAUCGCUAUCACCACGGAUGAAGAUACCAGAAGCACUGGCGGUGGGAAAGAAAUUAAACCAACCAUAAAUACAAUCAAACACAAAGUAAGCACUCUACCAGUAGACAUGUCACCAAACAUUAAGAAAAAGGUGGAACCACAACCAAGGAAAGUGAGUUUUAAAAUAAAAAAUGCAUCCGCGUCGUAUCGACGGCCACCGCUAGCUACGAAAACUGUGACAAUACCAAGCACUAAAGUCUCGGAACUUACAAAAAAGUUCAAUGACUUAAUGACUGAUUCUCAAAACGGACCAAUCAAACAGUCUAAACUUGUGAAAACAAUAGAAGAUCUGCAGUCUACGUCACGGUGCGCUAGCAAUAGUUCAACUCCCUCAUCCACACUCAGUUCAAGUCCAAAUAUCAAGAUAGUAGUACGUCAAAGAAGAGGCUCUAAAAAGAGGAACAAUAGAAAAAGAUGUUCCAGCAUGGACUCAAUAGACAAACUAAUAAUUUCAGACAAUUCCUCAGCUAAAAUUCGUGUUAUACGAUCAAAAUCCGACGGCAACAAAAUUCCUAAAUCGCCCAAAAAAAGAUUAAAAUACCAAGAUUCAAGUGAACAACAAAGUGGAUCAGAUUCCGUUGAUGGCACUCCAACUAAACCAAAACCUUCUGAAUCUCCCAAAGACAAACAACCUCAAGAAAGAAACGUAGUAAAAAAUGUCAUCAAGAAAUUCGAAUGUGAAAUAAACGCCCAAUCAACCUACAAUAAUACUUUGAAAAGACAAACCGAUGUAAAGAAAAGUACAAUACCUAUUAAAGAAAAACCUAAAGUACCUGAAAAGAAAUCGACAUUAGUAUUAACGAAAAAUCUUGUUGUGAAAGAUGGUGUUCCGAAAAUUAAGACAGUUAAACCUCUUCCCAACGAUACAUCUUCAAAGCAGGAAGUGAGUAAAGAACAAAAUAUAGAAGCUCUUAGAAAGAAGGAACCAAUUUAUGACAAAAAGAAAUACAAAACAAAUUACAUACAUUCCGUGAAAUUGCCCCUUCAUGUUGUUGAAAUAAUUCAAGAAGAUAUUAAUGAAAAUAACGUUACGAUAACAAAUACCAAUGAACAAGAUUUGCUUACUCCGGACAAAAACUACUCUAAAGAAGACGAAAAAUCAUAUCAGGAGCUGACGUCUCAAAUAACACCUAACGAAUCUUUUCUCUGGAGGCGAAAGAGUAGUACUCAAAUAUACUCGGACAGUGAAAAGUCCAUAUCGGACAGUCCUUAUAGUUUUAUUAGUAUUACUAUGAAUGAAAAUACAAUCACUUGCUCAGACGAUCCAGAAGAAAUCUCAGUCAAAGACGAAUCUCAAUCAUUUGAAAUUAUCACAGAAUCUCAAGUAACAGUUACAAAAAACGAAAGUAAAACCGAUUCAGAUUUUGAAAGUAAUUUGGUUGAAGCAUACAAUAAAGAAAUCCUUGUUGGAUUUACAAGUAAACCGAAGAAAGAACCAGUACCCGAUGAUGACUACGAACCAUUAGAACCCAAAAACGUCGAAAACGUUUUAGUAAUACCGAUUAAAAGUGCCGAUAGAUCUUCGAAGAUUAACUGUCCGUUGCCGGAAAUACCUAAAGUGACGACACAGACGCCACCAGAGUCGCCACAGAGGGACGGAAAGGAGAACAUUUACCAGUGCUUAUUAGAAAUGAGGUCGCACCCUGAGGGCGACGAGAGUAGUAUACAUAACUACGAACUUUGCGAAGAGCAGUUGGAAGAGAGAACACGAGGGGAUGGAGACAGUGACGACGGUUACGAAUACUGUAAAUCCCCCAUUAAACCUUAUUGCUUAACUUCUAGUUCUGGUAUCCAGAUUGCCGAAGGCUACCAGCCCUAUUCUAAAGGAAACGAUAAGAACUACACGAUUUCAAAAUCAGUAAGUGGAACAUCCACUGUAAGUUAUGAGAAAAUAGGUUCCGACAGGAUUUACGAAAAGAUUCCAGCACAUCAGUCAAAAUCUAAAGGCAGUAGUCCGAGCUACAGCAACAGGCAUUCUUUCGUGUCCACUUCGGACUACACGGGCUACAAUGACAGUGAAAAUAUCUACGACACGAUCAAGCACGGUGAUGGGGCUUCUUUGUCUCAUUGCUACGAGAGCAUCCCUAAUAGUCCGAGUAUGGUGAAGCUGAGGAAUAAUUUGAGGAAACAGCUAUCAUCUGCGGCACAGAAACGCCUGUCCUUUGAUACAGUGUCGAACAUAAGCCAAUCUACUUUAUCCAGUGAGCAGAAAACGAAUAGCAUAUAUGGACAGAGGUCUGUGAUCAGCUACAAUGGGCAGGAGAUUGCUUUCCAAGUGCCAAGCAGUGAAGUCAGCGCAAGUGGCAGCGACAGAAGUGACGACUGGGUUGACGUGUCUGAUGAGGAAAAGAACGAAGAACAAAAGAUCAUCAUUGUUCGAGAAAGAAGUCGAGGAAGAAAGAGUCCCGUCAGCUGGUCGCAGAAGGUCAGACAUCAAUGGCAGAAAACACCGAAACAAAAGAACGGCGAUAAAGAUUGCGACAGCAGCGACUCGGGCCACGUGUACGAGUCGCUGGAGCCGGCGCAGGCGCCACCGCACGCCGCCCAUGCGCACGCGCCGCUUGACGACGACUUCGACUCCUUCGACAGCGACUCCGAGAACGAGGACCAUGAUAAGUCUGCGCACACGCAAGCCCCAGCGCUGCCCGCGUCGCGGCUGCCCAACCCGCCCACUAGUGGGCAGUACACGCUGACUAAGAUAGCCAGCGCGGCGCAGCGCAAAAUGAGGCAGAUCAAACGGAAUCUCACUAAACGAUAUUCUGUGGCAAUGGACGGCAAACCAUUCAGCAAGUUGUCAUCAAACAGCCAAUCUAACGGUACAUAUGACGUGCCUAAGACAAAAAAGUCCCCCAUCUACGCCAACUAUGAGAAACCUGAAAUCCAGCACAUUUAUAGCAACAUUAACUUCAACGACACCAGGCCUGUACUUAAGACUGAAACUCCUGUGAAGCCCAACGGGUUUAAGGAUGAACUAAAGACUGUUAUAGGGGAAAAAAGGCUAAGCAACGGGGAUAUACCACCUCCUUUACCAGAGAAACCUCCUCCGGAAAAACCCACGACUCCUACAGAAAGUAAGAAAGAUAACGGGACUUUGUCAAGGAAAGCUUACUUCUCUUUCAAGUCGAGGUUCAGAAGAGCGUCGUCCUUAGCGGUGGAUAUCAAUUCGGAAGUGCCGAGUGCUUUGAAGAUAACUAACUCGACUUUCUACCUGACUGACUCUAUGGACGGUGAUUCCGGAUUUAGUAAUUGCAGCGACGGCCCGCCGGGCAGCACGGAGACACUGGCGCCGCGCCGCCGCGAGCAGGGUAGGCUGCGUGCGGGCUGGGCGGAGUCCUCGCCCUGCCUCGCCCUGGAGCGCCCGGCCGUGCCCCCACCGCCGCCGCCAGCCGCCCCCACCACUGACCUUAGCGCUGUCAACGAAGAAUUGAAGCGGCUGCUGCCAACACUCUCGCGCAAGGACAAGGCGCCGCGCGCGCGCACCUCCUGGUACGCGGAGUGCGCAAGCGACACGCUCUCCACGCAUACUUCCAAUACCUCUUGGUACGCGGAGGCGGGUCUGUACCAGGCUGGCAACAUAUCGUCAUCGUCGGGGGCCUCCUCGGGCUCCCACCCCGCGUCGCCACUGCCACACUCGCUGUUCCCACACGAACCGCUCUACCAGUUUUACACCGCCGCUAAAGUUGAGUCGGUGUGCCGAGAGACAGGAGAUUCAGAUUCAGACGCGUACGAAGUAACGGGCGGUCCAUCCGCGCCUGCGCCCGCGCCGCUGACGUCACCGGGCGCGCGGCCCUCAGCCAUGGCCCUCGUGGCGCCCCGCGGCCCCGCGCGGACCCUCUGGUGCGAAGUCCCUGAGGUCCUCAAUUCUACUGUUCUUAGCUCCCUUGCGCCCGCGCAGAAACGCCUGCAAGAAGCGAAGUUCGAGCUGCUAACAUCAGAAGCGUCCUACCUGAACUCCCUCAACGUGCUAGAAGCUCACUUCAUAGCGCACCCAGCCUUCAGAGAGACACAUAUCCUGCCGCGCUGUGACUGGGACACGCUGUUCUCAACUAUUUUGCCAGUCCGCAAAUGCUCCCAGCUGCUGAUGAAUGAGUUGGAGAAGUGCUGGCAGGAGAACAUUCUCCUGACGGGGAUCUGCGACAUCGUGCGGCGCCACGCAGAGCAGCACUUCCACGUUUACGUCAAGUACUGCGAGAACCAGGCGCUGAUGGUCAAGGCUCUGCAGCGGUUACGAGAGAGGCCUUCAUUCGCUACAGCUCUUAGAAGACUGGAAAGCCACCCGGCGUGCCAGAGCCUGUCACUCCAUUCGUUCCUGAUGCUGCCGAUGCAGCGAGUGACCCGUCUACCGCUGUUGCUAGACGCAGUUCUGAAGAACCUCGCACACACCGACCACGAGUACGAGAGCUGUAUGCACGCGCUCGCUACGCUCAAUAAUUUCGUACAACAAUGUAACGAAGGCGCCCGCAACACGGAAAGGAUAGAAGAAAUGUUUCGGCUGGCGCACAGCAUCGAGUUCCCCGCCGCCGUGCGCGCGCCACCCAACCUCGGCCCCGCCUGCGCACGCAGGGAUAGAAGGCCAGUCCGCUGGCUGGUGCGGUCCGGAGAGAUGACGCAGCUGGUGUGGAAGACAGACGAGCUAAAGUUAACCUUCGGCAAGAAGUUCCACAAGGUCCCGCUGCACCUGUUCCUGUUCAACGACCUCCUCGUCAUCACCAAGAAGAAAGGGGAGGAGUCGUACGUAGCGGUGGACCACUGCCCGCGGUCGCUGCUGGAGGUGUGCAGCAGCGAGGGGGGAGCGGCGCAGGCCAAACACGCGCUGCUGCUCACCCUGCUGGAGAACCAUGAGGGACGCACCGUUGAGAUGCUAAUGUCAUGCCCAAGCGAGACAGACGCAUCCAGAUGGAUAGAAGCACUGGUACCACCAACCAGCGUGGACGGCGAGGCUGUAUACGCCGGAUGGGAUUGCCCACAAGUGGCUGCGCUAUACGCCUACAGCCCUGCACAACCAGACGAGCUCCAGCUCACUGAAGGAGACAUCAUCAAUGUUACGAGGAAGACCAGCGAAGGUUGGUUCUACGGCGAGCGCACCCGCGACGGCGAGGCGGGCUGGUUCCCCGGCGCCUACACCGCCGAGAUCGCCUCCGCACACGUGCGCGCGCGCAACCUGCGCCAGCGGUACCGCCUGCUCGCCCUCUCCGGGACAUAUCUUGGGCAGAAGAAGCGACCUGUCUGAACGUAUACUUUCUUUUUGGUACGAAUGAUAAAAAACUCGCCUGGGUAAAAGAGAUCAUCUAUUUCAAAGCCCUAUUUCUAUGAAAGAUCUAUUUUCAGAGCGAUAUAAAUUGCGAUAGGAAUACUUAAAAGUAGGUACUUACCGACUAAGAUUUAUUUUCUUAUCUACGCGAUACGACUGGAGGAACGACUUUUCAUCGGGAGCGAUAUUAACUUAUUCUUAAAUAUGUCUUAUUGGACUACUGUCUGCAUUCUUUCUCUCUUCAUAAAAGUAACAUGAACUGACCACUUUUAAGUGUUUUGUAAGUUUAAGAACUUUUGUGCACAUUUCAUUGUUUCGACAGUCGUAACGUAACGAACGCAUAGCGCAUUGGUUAGAUAAUUUAUCGCAGCGCGCGCGAUAUGUGUGCAGCAUGCUACGCGGACUGAUGUAUGAAAGAAACAACUCGAUUUCAGAACGAAUGAUUACUGUCAAGUUUGUGCAGAAUGUUCUCAUUUUCUAUUGACUUCACGUUUUAAGUGUUUUGUAGCCGAACGCACUUUUGUUCGCUUCCCAAAUGAUCGUAUGCCUAAUUAUAAUUACAAAAUGAAUUCAGUGGUAAGUGUACACGUUUGCUCGUGUAGGUAACGCCUGACGGCAGGAUUUGGUGAACAACAGAUCCGUCCAUACACUGCCUUAUGUUAUAUUUUAGACUAGUAUUUUCGAGCAUUUUAUCUAUGUAGACAAUGUAUGGUGGAAUUGCACCCUUAAUAAAAAUGAACUUUGGUGCUUAUUUAUAUAGGAGUAAAAUAUUUUUUUGAAUGUUAUCGUACGUUUAUGCUCUCAAAGAGUAUUUUAAUAUGUAUAAGUGUGAGAUGUACAGUUACGUAUGAGAUUCGCAUCAGUUUAUUGUACAGAGUAAAAUUAAUUUUCGUUUUAUUGAACGUUUACUGAUUGUAUUAAGUUUUGCAUCACUGUAUCUAUUAGGCUAUGUAUUAGGUAGUUCUGCAAAGCAUCACUUUCCGCUAAUUUUCAAAAAUUGCCUAGUCAUUUGGCGGAUGAGUAAAAUGAUAAAAUCACAUUUGAUUUCAUGAGAUUCUAAGAGAUAUUUAAAUUUUCACAUUCCGUGUCAAUCACAUUCUAUGUAACUAUGUAUGCUGUACCCAAUACAAAAUGUAACAAAUUAAAUUUCAAUGUAAUUUUAAGUACUUAAGUAAAUUAUUGUUGUGUAUAUAGACAUUGUCGUAUAACAGUCGCUGGGACUUAUAUAUAGUUUAUGAUGAUGAUUAAAAUAUAAAUUCUGUAUCAA